CCUUCCUUUCUCUGAUCAGAAACCCAAUCUCUUAUAAAGCUGGAGCACCCCAGCUUGAAACAGAUUCGGCGCAAAUUUAAGAAAUAUUUAAAAAGACUUCUGCAAAGAAGAAUUUAUGAAGACAUAUUAUUUAAAUAGUAGUCCGAAUACAGUUUUUUUGCGCAAAAUGUUCAAGGAAUGGGCUACGGUUACUGCUACUCUUCAACUUUUGUUGUUACAAGUAACAGGACAGGCUGUGAAAAGCGGCUUGUGCAUUGGGAAUGAUUGCUACACCAUACACCAGGACUCCAAGGCGUUUCAGAAUGCAAAUGAUGUGUGCAGCACGCAGCAAGGACAUUUAAUGACAGUGCGAUCAACAGUGGCCAACGAUGCAAUGGCUACCCUGAUGGCUAACGAACAAGGAGAUUUCUGGAUUGGCCUGCAGCUUCCCGAAGGACAAUGCACCAAGAAUGAUAUAACACUAAGAGGGUAUGAGUGGGUAACAGGAGAAGAAAGCACACGUUUUUCAAAUUGGAAAGGCAAUGAUUCAACAUGCACUCAGCAGUGUGUCUCGGUUUCCAGUGAUCUAAUUUGGGAAGAAAGACCAUGUCAGGAUAAACUGGCAGGAUUUUUGUGUGAAUACAAUUUCAAUAAAACAUGUGAAGCUCUACCCGCAGAUACGGACCUCUCUAUUCUAUACAGCACACCACUAGGUUUUCAGGGAGCUGACCUUAGAUCACUUCCACCGGCAAGUACUGCAACCUGUUCACCCUCUGGUUUCAAAGUUUACUGUUCCAGUAAAGGUGAUUGGAUGAUGGGUCCUUGGGAUUGCCAGAUUGAUAAUGGUGGUUGUGAACAUCAAUGCCAAAUGAUCAACAGUCAGCCCCAGUGCAUCUGUCCACCUGGUAGUCAGCUGAAAGAUAAUAAGGUUGCCUGCACAGAAAUAGAUAUAUGCAGCAUUGCAACUUGUGAACAUACAUGUGUUCCUCAUAAUGACAGCUACUUCUGUAGGUGUCAAGAUGGAUAUGAUCUGGAUCCGGAUGGCAAGCGAUGCAGAGACAUUGAUGAGUGUAUAAUGAAACAGGCUGGUUGUCGUCAAGACCAGGUAUGUGUGAACACACCUGGUAGUUCUGAGUGUAAAUGCAAGCCAGGGUUUAAAGAGGACGAUGGUAAAUGUGAGGACCUAGACGAAUGUUCCAGUUCCCCCUGUGAGCAUAAGUGUAUAAAUGUAUUGGGGAGCUAUCAGUGUUCCUGCUUUGAGGGGUACAGUCAAGACUCAAAAUAUCAUCACAAAUGUAAACCCUUGUGCUUCGAUAUUGAAUGUCCUGCAGUAGAUUGCGUAGAAAAAACAAACAGUUCAAUGGAUUGUAAUUGCUAUGAUGGAUUUGUAUUGGACACGAGGGAAAAUGGGUAUUUCUGCGUAGACAUAAACGAAUGUGAGAUGGGGACCUACUGCGACCAGCUGUGUGAUAACUCAUUUGGAAGUUACACAUGUUAUUGUCAAGAUGGAUACUCUAUUGACAGUGAUGAGUAUUCUUGUGUUCCUGAAGAUACUGAAGAAGGUUCAGGCACCACAGGAGUUACUCCAGUCAUCAGUGUUCUUGUUACCCCCACUUCAAACUAUACUGUAGAGGGGGGAACUCUUUUAACAUCCGGAGCUCUUCUUGGAAUAAUCAUUUGUAUCGUGGUGAUGACUUUGGUCCUAGUUUUUCUUGUGCACCACAUUCUUAAACAGCGUACAAAAUGGGAUAUAUCUUCAGACUUUAAAAGCAGCGGUGCAGAACGAGAAGUCGGCCUUCAGCAGGUGACCACAGAGAAAUACAUAAAAAUACCUUUGUUUCUUAACAGAAAUUCAAAAACAGACAUGAACGUUUUAUUACCAGUUAACAAAAUCAAACCUGCCAUUUCUUAAAAGUUGUAUGACCAGCUGUAUGUGAAACCUCAACUGUCAUAAACAUGUUUAAAAUUCAAAAACAGGCUUUCAGAAAUGUACAGCAAAAAGUAAAAGGGUAUUGGUUGUAAAAAGUUAUUAUUUUUUCAUUGAAAAGCUAUAUCCAAUGUAACUAAAACAUAUUUCAUUUUACAUGCAUGGUAAAAUAUGUUUCCUGACCUAUAUAUUAAUUGAAUUACAACAUUGCAAAACUUUCUAUGGGCAAAUACUGAAGGUUAAAAGCAGUAUUUUUGUGCAAAAUGUUCAAUUUCUCUCAAUCUUGUACCAUCACUAUAACAAAUAUUUUAAAAGAAUUGAACAUAAUCUUAUGCAACAGGUUUUUUGAACAUAUAAUUCCUAAAAUUGCUUAACAUGUAUUUAUUAUGGUAACAACAGUCGUAAAGAUUUGAAUUGAAAUGAACAUUAAGAUGUAACUGUUUAACUCUCUUGGUUUUUACGGUGUAGUACUUAAACUUUACUUGCCGUACAAAUAAAGAAAACUUUCACAACAUAGCAUUUAAAUAUUGCAUCAGGUUAACAUACAUUUGUGUGUAAGACAACAUUUUUUAAUUAGCUUUUCAUUCCAUUUUUUGGAACUGAAGCUUGUGUGGCCAUAAACUGUUGGCUUCUGUAAAACUACUUAAGUGCAACUAUUCAAGUUUUUUUCUGACAUUUACUGUAAUAAAACAGUAGAUUAUUGUUACACUACAGCCUUUACUUUAACAAUGUAAUUUAACUCCAGUAUUGAAUUAUUUGUAUUUUGUUGUUUUCACAGUCCACAAAAACAAGUAGCACUGCUAUGCCAAGAAUAUUAAAAAAUGUUUCAUCCUGAUUACAUGUAAAUACCAUGUCUAAAGGGUAAAGAUUGUUUCUUUUUAAUGAGCAUAUUUUCAUUUAUCUUUUACUGCUUUUUUAAAAUAAAAUCUAUAUUGUAAUUUAUUGUGAUAUGAUUUUUAUAUUCAUUUUUCUACAAUGUUUAAGUGCUCUCUGGAUAGUUAUCUUUCAUUUUGCAACAUUUAUUUAACACGCUUUUGAAACUAUAACAUCCACUGGCAUUAAAAGCAGCUCACCUUGUGCUCAUUCUAUACUAAUUUGUGUCAAUUGAAUAAUCUGUCAUGCUUAAGAGGUGUAGUAUAUUUUGUCUUUAUAAAAAACUUUUAAAUGUACUAAUGUUAUUAUACACAGUAGGUUUGAGUCUGAAAAGAUAUCCUUUAAAUGUAAUGAUGCUACAGUCAAGCAUUAAACAAAAGUUACAUUGUAAACCAAAUGUUUAAAAUGUACUUUAUUUUAAACAUACAUUUUAAUCACAUAUUAGUAUUUAUAUAUUCCACUGUGAAUGUUUUUUUUCAGUGUAAAUAUUUGUAGUGAAGGGGUCAAAUUCAACCCAAGGUGACCUCUACCCCACAAACAACACAAAAACCCCAGUAAAAUGCAAAUUUAUUGUUUCAUACA
This is a messenger RNA of Acipenser ruthenus (sterlet), 3361 nucleotides long. Its product is annotated as thrombomodulin-like. Gene Ontology annotation, molecular function: extracellular matrix binding; calcium ion binding; extracellular matrix protein binding. The record is from RefSeq and is a predicted model, not a curated record. Gene Ontology annotation, cellular component: extracellular matrix; external side of plasma membrane. The transcript has a single exon. Gene Ontology annotation, biological process: cell migration. NCBI's taxonomy places the organism in Eukaryota, Metazoa, Chordata, Actinopteri, Acipenseriformes, Acipenseridae. Bases 116 to 1891 code for a protein of 591 amino acids.